Capsaspora owczarzaki ATCC 30864 is the source of this 2001-nucleotide messenger RNA. RefSeq lists its product as hypothetical. The record is from RefSeq and is a predicted model, not a curated record. Gene Ontology annotation, biological process: ribosome biogenesis; pseudouridine synthesis; box H/ACA snoRNP assembly. NCBI's taxonomy places the organism in Eukaryota, Filasterea, Ministeriida, Capsasporidae. Gene Ontology annotation, cellular component: sno(s)RNA-containing ribonucleoprotein complex. The transcript is spliced from 5 exons. Gene Ontology annotation, molecular function: RNA binding. Bases 30 to 1880 code for a protein of 616 amino acids.
ACCUACCGCAGUCAUCUCUAUCGAAACAAAUGGAAGUGGUGGACAACACUUUGACGAGUGAAUUGCCCGUUGGCGCGACACCAGCAACGGAUCCGCGCCCAUUCGAGACCGAGGAGCUCCAACCCCACAGCGCAGUCGCCCAGCUCGACGAGUCUGAUGCGCACCAGCCGGUUCCUGCCAUGGACGCCGGGCGAGUCGCGCAGCCAAGCGCAGCAGCAGUGUCACACGUGGAGCACACGAGCGCGGUUUCCGAUUCCACUGCCACAGCGAUGGAGACCUGCGUUGCAGGAGCAGUCGUAGCACAAGAGCAGGAUGAUGCUGCACUGAUCAGCACUGCCGACGAUACCAUGCACAGCGACGAACACGCUCAGCGGGCGCCAUCGCCGUCGCCACAGGAGGAGCAGGCGAGCGAGGCCGCCGCUGUCGCCACCAUUGCUGCUGCAGAGGAGUCGAUCGCACAGCCAGAGCCAGACGUCGUGGCUGCACUCGAGCGCAGCAGCAAUGGCCACAUUGAUGCAAUCGAUCAAGAGGCUGCUGCAGCGACGGAAGACAGCUCGCAAAUGUCGUCCUUGUUUAGCAGAGCGGCCGCGACGGCCGAAAUCUCGGGUGUGCCCGUCGAGCCAGAGUACCGCAGCCAAAAUCUGGAUGCGUCCUCCUCGAGCGACAGCGACGACGAUUCAGACAAUAGCGACGGCAGCAGCAGCAGCAGCAGCAGCAGCAGCAGCAGCAGUAGUGACGACAGCAGCGACGAAAGCGAUGGCUCGGGCGCUGAGAAUGCAUCGUCUGCGAUGGUCCUGGACGAUGCGGCUGGUGGUGACUCGCAAUCUACGCGCAAAUCACAGCAAAACCGCACCAAAAAGACUCGCGGAGCAGCCCGCAACGACAAUGACGAAGACGACGAUGACGACGAGGAUGGCGGGCCGCUCAAGACUCGGAAUGAGCUGCUGCCAAGCGACUUGCCCGCAGUGGAGCCUGUCGUGAUUUCGGACGUGGCACACGUGCAGUUGACCUGCAUCGGACAUGUUCACAGCGUGAUUGACACGAUUGUGGUGGUCGAAUCUCUGGCCGGUUCUAUUGCUCUGGAUAUCGAUUCGGUUUUGUGGCUUGAAGACAAGCUUCCGAUUGGGCGAAUAUUUGAUGUGUUUGGCCCAGUCAAGCAGCCGCACUACUCUGUUCGCUUUAACAACGUUCAAGAAAUCGCAAACCUCGGUCUGUCCGUCGGCACCCGGCUAUUUUUCGCGCCACACGAGAAGGACGCAACCAUGUAUGUGCUGAUUGCCCAAUUACAGCGGCUGCGAGGCACGGAUGCUUCCUGGCUUCACGACGAAGAGCCUCCAGCUGAGGCCAUCGAAUUCUCCGAUGACGAGGAAGAAGAAGCGGCCAAACAUGCACGCAAGCAAGCACGAAGAGAACAAGCUCAGCAGCGCAAUCAGGAAAGCGCCACUGAUUCCAGCAAUGCCGACAGUCAAUCCACAGGUGCCUCACACUCGCGAGGGGGCGCUCGCGGAGGGCGUGGUCGCCAUCAUGGCCAGGCAGGACGAGGUGGCCAUGGGAUGUGGGGCUUGCCGCACCAACCCGCAGACCAAGCGUUUGUUUCGGCCAUGCUGACAGACGUGCCUCCGUCCAUGUACUCGGCCCAGCCUCCGCGCGCCCCAUCUGCCUCGUAUCGAUCUGAUCUGGUCGACACGAUGGUGGCAGGACGCCAUGGCAUGGACACCUACGCGCCUCGUUCUUCGGUGGGUUUGCUGCCAACGCCAGGCAUGCCACCACAAGCUGCACCUGUACCGAUGGUUGCAGCUGCAGCACUGCUCCCAUCGCCUGUAGCAACGCCCAUGUCCACCGCGUUGAGCGCGCUCAAUCAGUACGCCGAGGAUGAGUGAGAUACCUCUGUGUGUGCGUGUUUUUUUUUUAAAUAUUGUUUUUCAUUUUUCUUUGCCUCGCCUAUUUUCAAAAGAUCAUGAACAAAGUGGGGUUGAUGGUAAAAGUAAACUUUAAUGCAGA